UGUGAACUCAAACCUCUCGUCUGCACAUUUGCAUUUUGUUGUCAUGGCAACAGCUGCAGAGGUAUUGGAUAUAAGCAAUUGUGUUUUCUUUCAGAACUUGGGAUAAAGCAGCGCUCUGUGAUUGUUGCUCUGCACAAUAGACUGCGCAGCCGGGUCAGACCUAUGGCAGCUAACAUGCAAAAGAUGGUUUGUGGUGACUCUUGUUUUUUCUUUGAAAACAGUUUCUUUUUCACGUCCUUUAUUAUGCAAAACAUGUGUGUGGUUUUCAGGGGGAACUGGGAGGUUAAUGGUAAACUGGUGAGGCCCUAAAAACUGGGUCUGUCCUGCUCCCUCUGCACCUCUUCCAUGUCUGGCUGCUUUAGACUGUGGGACCACGUAGGUGGAUUAUGUGAGAUUCCAAAGAACCCAUUUUGGAUGAGCUGUGGUCAACACGGUCAUCUCAAUGUUUCGUUCUGCAAGUGCAAGUGUGAUCCUGGGUUCACUGGACGCUUCUGUCAGGUUCGAUGCAGUGUGCAGUGUGUUCACGGCCGUUUCAAAGAAGAGCAAUGCUCCUGCUUAUGUCAUGUUGGCUUUGGUGGUGCAGAAUGUGCAGAGAAGGUGUCUUUUCCCCUCCACAGCUGUGAUUUGAUAAUGGAUGAUGAUGGAACGUGCUACACUAUCUCUUCAGAGGCUGACUCCUAUCGAGCCCAUAGUCACUGUCAGAGUCUUGGGGGAAUUCUGGCAGAAAUCCACAGUCAGAAGGUUCAGGACAUCCUGGCUUUUUAUCUCAGUGAGCUUGAGAAAAGCAAUGAAGUCACCCACACAGACUCUGAAACUGGAAACUUCUGGAUUGGUUUAACAUAUAAACCUCCUAAAGACUCAUUUCGCUGGGACUCAGGAAAAAUGCUGCAGUUCAGCAGCUUUGCCUUUGGGCAGCCCGACAGCCAAGGUUUUGGGAAUUGUGCAGAGUUGCAAGGUGCAUUCAACUGGAAUGAUCAACGCUGCAAAACACAGAACAGAUACAUUUGUCAGCAUGGUAAAACUUGUCCAGGGGAAACUGGAAGAAAGUGUGUAUGGAGGGAUGGAAGUGUCUUUGGCAGAAGUAACUAAAAAUCUCAUACAGCGGGUCAAUGAUCGUCUAAUGUCACUGUAUUGUUGUGUUCUGUGAAAAAUUACUGACUCAAGGACUCAACCUUUUUCUUCCAGAAACAGAAAGUAAUCUGCUGUUCCUUUAAAUAUUUUAAAUGUCCCAUAUUAUGUUUUUUUAUGUUGAUUACAAUUUGAUUUAUUUCAAAAAUAAUGAAAUACUAUCGUAAAAAAAAACACAAAACACAGAUAUAUUAAACCCAUUUCAGAUAUCAAGUAAAACAUUGAUUAAAAAAUAACAAAGAUGAUUAAAGGUGAUGCCAUCACAACAAACAUGUUCAAAACAACCUGAAGCAAAAAUGGUUUGAAUAAUAACAUGUUUGAGAAAUUCUGGACCCUAUUUUCUUUCUGUCUUUUUUUAAAAUAUAUUAUGGUGUUUAGGUUGGGAAACAGCAAAUGCCUUUUCCUUAAUGUUUCAGAUGUUAAGGAUCAGUAGCCUGUUGAACCAGUCAGCCUCUCCUCUCUUUAUCAACAUGUUUCUGCCUGAAGAAGGUUUGUUCGUCAUCACUUCAAUGUUGGACAUGUCCAUGGCUGAAACUUAUGAUAAGCGGCCCCAUGAUGAAAUCUAGCACCCACCUAAACAUGCAACUACUUUGCUUGUGAGGGCAAGUACGUUUUGUUUGCCUUUAUCAAAUGCCAGGGCUUGUUUCCAGAAUACUGAACCAAAAGGGUUAUUUGGAAAGUUGCAUUUGUGACCGUUGUAGCUAGGAGGCACAGUAGCCCAUUUAAGGAGUUUUCAGUCAGUACCCCAUCUACAGUUGUUUUGUAGGAGAAACACUCAUUCUCUCAUAUUUCCCUUAGAAUGAUGCAUUGUGCUGUGUGUUGUGCUUCUUUAAAGUAGAAAACAGCAGGCUCCAGCUUUCAAUGGUGAAACAGAUAUUUCUCUCCUCAGACUUCAUGGCCGUAGCGCUGAAAAAUAACAAAUCAGUGCCAACAUCUUUAAUGAAAUUGAUACUAAGUUGAAAAUUUGAGAAGAUGGUGAAAAGAAUGCUUUGAUGCUGAAAACUUCUCAUCCUGGUUUCAUUUCUGGAGAUGUCACAGAGAGAUUCCUUCGUCUCAGAAUUUCACAAAGAAUUGUUUUUUUUUUGUAAAUACGUUAUUUGAGCCUCAUUUUGGCUGUUUUUUUCUUUUUUUGCAGGACAAAUUUCUCCUGCUGUGCUCCACAUUACUCAGAUGUUUAGUGUUACUUUUCUCAAAGCCUCCAUCAGUCACUGCAGGGCAGCGUAGAUGUAAACCGCAGAUCUACUGUGUUCAAUAACAAAGUGGAAACAUCAGUGAAAUCUACGGGUGAUCGUGUUUACACAUUUCACAUGUCUGUCAGUCCAAAUCAAUGGCACUUGGUAAUCACCAUCAAGAAGCAUUGAACGUCAAUACAGCACCACGGAGGCCGGCACUGUUUAGACACAUGUAGCUCUUGUAUUGAUCGAGCGGAAUGAGCCGGAGGAAGAUGUUUUGUUUUGCCCUCUUGACUGUUUCUUUGGACAGGUCUGGAGUGUCAUCUGGUUUCAUUAUUCAUAGAUAAAUCUGCUGCGACUGUGGUCCGCGCUGCUAAGACCCCAUUGUCUGCCUCCGCAGUUUGUGAUUGGGUAGAUCUUUAUCUAAACUUGAGGCUUACUCCACAUUUGUGUGUCACACUGCCAAAGUCAUAAAUAGUGGUAAACCCUUGUGAACAUAUCCAUCCAAUUAGUUUGUUUUUUCAAAAUAAAGUGCAUUUUAUUUCAACAAUAAAGGGUAAGAAAUGUGUGCUGCACCUCUUCAGUGGUUCCCAGCUGUCUGCGCUUUUUUUUUGUUAAUUAGUAAUAAAAUGAUAAGUGGUAUCACACAGACUGAGACAGACACGGUGCUUUGCAUGUCAUGUGUAUUUCCAUCUGAAUGGAGUUUAGUGUUUAAUUAGCAGUCUCUUCACAUUUAUCUGUGAGUAGACUCACAAGAUAACUGGGGAUUAUUGAACCAAACAGCUCAAUGCAUUUUUUUUUCUCACUGUAAAGCUGGAGCACUUCUGUUCAGCAUUCUGAGCGCCACCUAUGUUCUCAUGCUUCCAUAACCUGCAUGUGUGCUUUUCUGUGUUUUUUAUGCAGCUGCAGAGCACAUUGACCUGUGGGGGAACGUCUGAUGAACUGAGAUCAGACGGAUGCCCCACGACUUCAAUCACUAAAGUAUUUACUACGAGUGUAUAUGAAAUUAUUUCAUCAAUAAAUAGUUUAUUUUGAUCCUUCUGCGUGAGCACUUUGAAAAGGCAGUUUAAGUGGACUUUUCUUAUGUCGCCUGUCUCCUCAUGCACCUAAAAAUCUGUUAUGUCUGUCAGAAUCAAAGGAUAUUUUAGGCAGCUAGCGAAAGUAAAGCAAGAAAAAAUGAAUGACCCACUUCCGACUGAGUUAGGGGGCUGCUUGAGGAUCCGCUUUUUGAUUAGACGACAACAAAUAAAUCCAACACAAAAAGAAAUAGACGGAGAAACUAAAUAAUUCAAGCUCAGACUUUCUGCAUACUCUUGAUAAGUAAAAAACAAAAAGCGCACCAUGAUGAAUGGAGAUUAUUUAAAAUUAAUUUCUUGUGAAAUAGUGCUGUGUAUCUGUUUAUACUCUUGUUUUCAAUGUGCUGAGAAAAAAACCUUAUGAAGCAUUUAAGAUAUAAUAUUUAGCUCUGAGCAACUCUCUUAAGUCACUUCAAUGUACGUUGAUGAAAAAUUAAUUUCAUUCACUUUGUCUAUUAUUUGACAGAAAUGUACACAUUUAUCAUUUGAAAAAGCUUCAUAUGCAUGAGACAAUGGUUUAUAUGCAUAAACCAUUAUAAAAUAAUAAUUAAAAAUAUAUAUAUUUACAUAUUUAUCACUCAUUUAUUUUUGCACAUUUCCUCACUUGUACAAGUUGUGUUAUAAAUGGUUGGGCAAAUGCAGAUAUUUGGCUAUCCCAGUUUUACUAUUUUUAUAACUCUUAAAGUUAAGACCAGAGGAAAAAAAGAUUAAAAAGAACAAAAAGCUAAAUACUUUUUUCAGAGUCAUCUAAAAUUAUUAGCUGAGAGGGCCUUUCAAAUAUUGUACAUUAGAGUAGAAAGACGUAGGGGUCUUUGUUGUGUCAGAACCUUGUCUGACCUUGCUUUUUGUAGAGUUAGCUCCAAAAAUAGAUUCAAGUAUCUUUCACUUUACAGAAAUCGAGACUCGACCAUAUGUAUGUUACGACCUCCAAGGGCAUAUUCUCCAAAGCCCUCAGGGUCUUCAGGAGGAGUGGGAUGAGCGACACAGCAGCAAAUGGCUAUUUGUUUUUGAUAGAUCAUUUUGCAAAUGUCCGCUUUGAAGGUGAGGACUUUAGCACACUGUAUGAAUAUACUGAAAUUCCACAGAACAUAAAAUCUGCGGUGAACAAAAACAUAACUAGUCAUUAAAAAAAUAUUUGACUGUGUAGA
Oryzias latipes (Japanese medaka) is the source of this 4524-nucleotide messenger RNA. Lineage: Eukaryota; Metazoa; Chordata; Actinopteri; Beloniformes; Adrianichthyidae. The record is from RefSeq and is a predicted model, not a curated record.